GGCUCCCGCACAUCGUCAGCUCGGUCCAGAAAUCCUGUGGCGGCCCCCCACCCGCAGCCGUCUGGAGCAGAGGCAUCUUGGCAUGAGCGGGCCAGGCUCCACGUGGCCUGCGUGUCUACGAGGGGGUCCACCCGUUUAGCAGAUGUGGCUUUUCAGGACAGCGGAGAUAGAGCUCCCCCCUCUUCAUGGCGGUCAUGGCCAGCUCGUCCCUAUCGACACGUCUAUCGACACCGCCACCCUGAGAUUUUGUCAUGGAGGCAUCGAGCGGGGAUUCGUGAGGGACCGCAUGCCAAGCUUGGUCUUCAAGUUCCGCGUCCUCUCCGCUCUGGUGGGCUUUAUGGCUUGCGGGAGCCUGGUACUUGGCGCGUGUUGGGAGCAAGGCCAGUUCCCCACUGCUGAAGAGAAUCGGACGCAAUUGUUCAUUACCACAGCUGUUUCUUGCAUAUUGGUCACGGCCACUGCCAUGUUCGCCGUUACUUUCAUCCUGGGCUGGGCCUUGGGAUCAAACUACCUGGCUCUGGAGGUCAUUGUAGUCGUGUCCGCUGUGAUUGUAGUGAUGGCACACACGUUUGCAAUGCCGUGGUACGCGGCUCGCGUGUUGGGCUUUGACCCGUCAGCACUCGGCACAUCUUUCGGACCGAUGACAGAGACCAGGAUGGUGCUCGCCAUAAAUUUGUUUGUGACCGGCACCCAUUUUGUGCUGCCGGUCCGAUUCUACGUUCUCAUAAGUGUGGAGGUUGCCAGUGUGCUGUGCUACACGGUCCCCACCUUGGCCCUGGGGGGGCCGGAGAUGGAGUAUGCGCCGCUCACUCUGAUGUUUUUGAUGUCUCUUGUCGUCAUGGCCGCUUUCGGAAAGCGCAGCCAAGAAUACCAGGAACGCACCCAGUUCGUGAGACUGAUCAGGGAGAAGAGCCUCCGGUUCCAGUCUGAGUUUGAGCUUUCCCAGCAUGUUUGGCAGCCCAGCAGUUGGAAAGCCUCGUCUGAGCAUGAGUCGCGGCCGUCAUCGACAGAGACUGCGCGCGCCUUCAUGCUGGCUAGCUGCAGCGUCCAGCAGCUCAUACCAAUUGGCGAGAAGGAGGGUUGGCUCAUCCCGUUGGACGAGUUGUCGUUUCAUAGGCCUUCCAUUGGUGAGGGCAUGUAUGGAAGGGUCUACUCUGGUCUCUGCAGGGGGCACCCCGUUGCUAUCAAGGUGCCUAAGAUGCGCCCCUAUGAGAGAAUGACCGAAGGCCAGGCCAUGCAGUUUUGCAACGAGCUGCAAAUAUUGCGAAAGCUGAGGCAUCCGAACAUUGUGUUCUUCUACGGGGCUUGCAUCGGUGAGCAGCAGUCGCAGCUUGCACUAAUCCUGGAGUUUGUGACAGGCUGCUCCCUCAGACAGUUCAUACUCUGCGAGCACCCCGCGGAGCAGCAGACCACCACGUGUGUUGUUCCUGAGCCGCCGACAGACGUGGAGCGCGCGCACGUACUCGUUGGCAUAUCGUCGGCUGUGCGAUACCUGCACACGCGAAGCCCUCGCGUGGUACACGGGGACCUGAAGUCCUCGAACGUCUUCGUGGAGCGCGCCUGCUGCCCGCGCAGGUCGCCCGCGGCGAAGCUUCUCGACUUCGGGCUCUCCAGGGCGCUGACGAGGAGCGCAAAGCCGCUGGGGGGCACCCUGCGCUGGGUGGCUCCGGAGGUCCUCAGCGGGAGCAGCCCGGACACGGCGGCCGACGUGUUCUCCUUUGGAUGCUUGACGCUCUUCGUCACUACGGGCAAGCAGCCGGGCAGCGCCAACGCCACUCGCCCUCCGCAUCGGACCAGCUUGCUGGUGGGCUCCUGGCUCGCCCGAGCCUGCGAGCAGACCAUGGCCGAGUGCUGCAGCGCCGACGCCUCCAGCAGGCCGGACAUGCAGCGGGUGCACCAGGCGGCCCAGCGUUGGCUGGAGGAGAUGCUGCUGCGUCAGGAGCAGCCAGUGGGCCCCCUCGCCGGCACCAGCGAUAAGCUCGUCUCUGGGUCACCAUCGACGAGGAAAAACGAACGCGGCAGCCCCCGUGAUUAGUCCUGCUGGUGGCUUCGCCAGGAGGAAGGCAGCUCAUGAUCGGAGCCUGCUCUUCACACAGCACCGCCGCACGCCCACGGCAACGGUGGACGGCUUGGUAUGUGACCUCCUGAUGUCCUGCAACGUCGAGGUUCCUGUCCAGGCAUGCUGUGCUUUCCACGCGGCGUUGCACGCCCUCUCGCGCACGAUCACCAGGGGCAUCGACGGCCCCUGCAAGGAGUGGAACCCGAGGGACAUCACUAGCAGACAGUGUGCUGGGUGCGGGGUGCUGCUUUGUGGGGAUUCUCUUCAUGGCGUUUCUUGCCAUUUCUGUGACCAUGUUUUAUCCGAUGUUUGGGAGACAUAUUUGCCUGGAAGCGGUUCUCUGUCAAGUAUUCCAGAGGCGGAGUUUGUCGACGAAGUAGAUUUGGAUUCGCAGGCCAGUGCAGAGACAACGUGAAGCUUGCAGAGCAGGUUUGUGUAGGUAUGCUGGUCCUUAUAUUGUUGCAGAGGGGCGUAUGACUUUUCCCCAGGACGUGGCACAGGUUCCCCACAUGUUUGCAUGCUCAUGACUCCGAGAUAUUAAUUUGACAUCUCGCGAGGCAUCCAGCGUCCAACGUCCAAUCCAAUCCCUUCCAUUCCUGGGAAGCUCCUUCAUCCCCAGUUUGAUUCAAUCCAGUGUCCUGCGCACCGCCCGGCCCAUCACUUCUUGUCUGCUUGCUUGCGAGCAUCCCGGCCUCUCCUCUCCAGAGGCCUGGCGUCAGACCGAGACUGGUGGGCUUUGGCGUUUCUUUGGCCGAGUGAGCGCCACGAGAAGAGAGUCGUACUCGCCAGCAGCGGCACGAGCCCGAGUUGCCACGGCAUGAGCCCGAGCAUCACGCGCUUCCCGACGCGCGUGGCUCGCUCUCCAGCGCUGAACCUUGCUGCAGUUGUGUCUUCCCUGGCCUUUCCAAUCUCUGUAGACAGGCUAACGCCGAUACAGCAACAUCGCCGUUAGCCCGGACUUGGAAUCUUGGUUCCUGCGGUCGAGCACCGUGCCCACCUCGCGAGAGCAGAGGAUCCCACUGGGGAUAGCAGAUGGUCCUUGCAGCUGCGCAGGGGGGCGGGAUGCGCCCCGCUCGGUUCCGAGGAGGAAGGGGGGG
Prorocentrum cordatum is the source of this 3156-nucleotide messenger RNA. Lineage: Eukaryota; Dinophyceae; Prorocentrales; Prorocentraceae. The record is from the annotation of a GenBank genome assembly.